AUGUCGGAGUCAGAUGCCCCACCGCGCUCUAACCAGGCCGCCCAACCUUUUACGCUGUACAUCUGGUGGCUGGUUGCUGUUCGAACACCACCAAGGACCCACGUUGAAUCAGAAGCACAAAGAGUAAACGCAGUAAAAGAGCGUGACUUGUGCAUUGCCUGGACGAGAGCACCAGACUCCGCAGAAACGCCCAAUAGGCGCUCUUUCAUUGCAACACGAUAUCGUAUACAUCGGUUUUAUGCGACGUCCGAGGACCAGAGACAUGUGUACUCAGUGUACAGACGUUGCGCGGCCCUGAAUCAAGGCGACGAACCGACGCGCCCUCGCCCGGACAAAAGCGACCUCAGCGGGAACUUGGACGAGCGACAAAUGGGACCGUGCUGUGCUGACCUCGACCUGCCGCACCGGUGCGUUGGAGGAAGACGGAAACUCACGCCGUCGAUUGGCAAAGCCUUCUCCACGCAUUCGACGCCUCCGACCGAUGCCCUGCAGAGAGAAACCAGCGCAGCGAUAGUUGCUCCGCCUCCUAGCUGCCAAAGUCAUCGGAAUUCGCCCCCUGUAUUUGCUGAAGGUGUUCUUAUUAAAAUUAUCCUCAAGGGGCGUAAUUCAGAGAGGAGGCCCCUUUGGACUGACGGUGAUCCUAUAAAGAUGGCGGCGGAGCAGGCGCGCAGCGAGGCCGAGGGGGACGUGCUGCCGUGGACGGUGGCCGAGUUCUACCGCGGGCAGAGCGUGCUGCUGACGGGCGGCUCGGGCUUCGUGGGGCGCGUGCUGCUGGAGAAGCUGCUGUUCUACUGCCCCGACAUCGACACCGUCUACGUGCUGCUGCGCCCCCGCAAGGGGCUCUCGGUGCAGGAGCGCCUGCACAAGCUGCUCGACGUCCCGCUGUUCGACCGGGUGCGAGUGCAGCGGCCGGAGGCGUUGGGACGCCUGCAGGCGGUGGAGGGCGACACGGCGCAGCCCGGCCUGGCGCUGGCGGAGGCGGACGCGCGCGUGCUGGCGGAGCGCGUGUCCGUGGUGUUCCACCUGGCGGCCAGCGUGCGCUUCGACGACCCACUCAUCAAGGCCGUGCGCACCAACGCGUGCGCCACGCGCGACCUGCUGGAGCUCGCCAUGCGCAUGCCCAAGCUCAAGCGCGAGUUCGAGGAGAAGCUGUACCCGGCGGCGGGCGACUGGCGCUCCAUCCUGGCGCUGGUGGAGGCGCAGGGCCAGAGCGACCCGGUGGCCCUGCGCGCGCUCACCACCAAGAUUCUGGGCCCUCACUGCAACACGUACACAUUCACAAAGAACCUGGCGGAGCACAUCGUGGACCACUACUCGGACCGCCUGCCCGUGGGCAUCGUACGCCCUUCAGUGGGUAGGCUGGGGCCGCCGCUCGUCUACCAGGCUGCGCAGGGGGACAUGCAUCGCAUCACCCAGGGCCACCUCAACGAGAUCGCUCACGAGGCCUGCGCCGAGAUGCCCUUCUCGAACACCCUGUACCACCCGUGCUGCAAUCUUACGAGAAACCGCCUGCUCUUCCUCGUGCAGUUCUUCUUCUUCCAUCUGGUGCCAGCGGUGAUCGUCGACGCUCUGCUCUCCGCCGCCGGUCGCAAACCCAUGUUGAUUCGCCUGCAGCGCCGAAUCUACUCGGCCAACAUGGCGAUUUCGUUUUUCGUCCUGCAAGACUGGGACUUCUUGAACGAUCGUUUCAUGGAUCUGGAAAAGCGGAUACAGCCAGAGGACCGCGAGGGAUUCGGCUACCGAUUCGAGAAAAUUGUACCUGAGGAGUUCCUCAGGAACGGGCUGCGCGGCACGCGCCGCUACCUUAUGAAGGAACCCGACAGCAAUCUCCCGCAAGCCAUUCGCGCUUAUAAGAGAUGGGCCGGAGCAGGCGGCAGCGAGGCCGAGGGGGACGUGCUGGCCGUGGACGUGGCCGAGUUCUACCGCGGGCAGAGCGUGCUGCUGACGGGCGGCUCGGGCUUCGUGGGGCGCUGCUGCUGGGAGACAGCUCCUGUUCUACUGCCCCGACAUCACACGUCUACGUGCUGCUGCGCCCCGCAAGGGGUCGCGGUGCAGGAGCGCGCUGCACAAGCUGCUCGACGUCCGAGUAAAUGCUCUGCCAGCAGCAGCGCCGGGUGGUUCCGACUGGCUGACGCGCGCUGUGUGGGUGUUGCGCAGCUGUUUGACCGGGUGCGCGCGCAGCGACCUGAGGCGUUGGGACGCCUGCAGGCGGUGGAGGGCGACACGGCGCAGCCUGGCCUGGCGCUGGCGGAGGCGGACGCGCGCGUGCUGGCGGAGCGCGUGUCCGUGGUGUUCCACUUGGCGGCCAGCGUGCGCUUCGACGACCCGCUCAUCACGGCCGUGCGCACCAACGCGAUUCUGGGCCCUCACUGCAACACGUACACAUUCACAAAGAACCUGGCGGAGCACAUCGUGGACCACUACUCGGCCCGCCUGCCCGUGGGCAUCAGCCGCCUCAUCGACAUGGCGUACGAGGCCAGCGCCGAGCUGCCUUUUUCGGACACCCUGUACCACCCGUGCGGCUCUCUUACGACAAACCGCCUGCUCUUCCUCGUGCAGUUCUUCUUCUUCCAUCUGCUUCUGGCGUUGAUCGGUGACGCUCUACUAUUCGCCACCGGCCGCAAACCCAUGUUGAUUCGCCUGCAGCGCCGAAUCUACUCGGCCAACAUGGCGCUUUCAUUUUUCGUCCUGCAAAGCUGGGACUUCUUGAACAACCGUUUCAUGGAUCUGGAAAAGAGGAUACAGCCAGAGGAUCGUGAGGGAUUCAGCUACCAGUUGGACAACCUCGUACCCGAGGCCUUCUUCAGGGACGCGUUGCGCGGCACACGCCGCUACCUCAUGAAGGAACCCGACAGCAAUCUCCCGCAAGCCAUUCGCGCUUAUAAGAGACACUGUUUUAUGCCACGAUUAUCUGGAUUAUUUUAUCAACGUUCCACUUUCUGUUGCUUGCGAAAUGAUGUAGGUGCUUCGAACAAAGAAAAUCAAAUACACCACCAAGCCAAUAUUUAA
Molecule: messenger RNA, 3009 nt
Organism: Gryllus bimaculatus (two-spotted cricket)
Lineage: Eukaryota; Metazoa; Arthropoda; Insecta; Orthoptera; Gryllidae
Source: the annotation of a GenBank genome assembly